AUGGACGAAUUUAACACAGAGUCUUAUAACACUGUCUGCUUAGUUUCUUCCACGAUUGGUAUAUUAGGAUCAAUUUAUCAGAUAUUUCCUCAUGGAACUUCAAAACAUCAUGAUAGGUUCCAAAAUUUGACUUCUACCCGUGGAAGGCAUAUUAUAAUUUGGCUAGCUGUUGCAGAUUUACUGGCAUCAUUUGGGGUUUUAGUGCGCUCAUCACUUUGGCUACAGUACAAAAGCAUAAUGCCAUUACCUGAUGAUGAAACAAGUGUAUUAUUUUGCAGUAUAUCUUCAGCCUGGACUCAGUACUUUUAUACAGCAACUUGGUUUUGGACUUUAUUCUAUGCUAUUGAUACUUUACGUACAAUUAAAGGCAGAGACCCAUAUCCUGUACUCUAUCAUUCUAUUGCCUGGGGUGUGCCUGCAGCCACUACUGGAAUUGGUUUGUCCAUACUGUAUAUUCCUAACGCAACGUGUCAUAAUUUAAAAACAGUAACAAGUGCCUUCUUCAGAAUUUUGCCAAAUUAUUUUGCUACCUAUUUACCUAUAGCCAUGGUAAUGAUAGUUAACCCAAUUUUGUAUGUGUUAGCUGGAAGAGAAGUUGAGAUGACUGUGGCAUUACCCCUUGCACAGUUCACUAGUAAGGAGCGAAGGGUGGUUGAUGCACUUAAAUUAAAGUUUUUCCUGAUAAAUGCAGUUUUUUAUGUGUGUUGGUUACCAAAUCUUAUAAAUGGCGUAAUGAUAUGGACAAUGUGGUUCAAUAUGCCAGUCAAAAUUAUCAUCUCGAUUUGGUAUAUAAUGGCAUUAAUGAAUCCCAUGCAAGCAUUGCUUAAUGCAUUAGUAUAUCGCAGGUGGAAUACCAAUGGCAGGAAAUAUGAUCCAAUAUUUUCUUCAAUACAAAAAGAACUUCAUAUUCAUGAUGAACAAUCACCACUCCUCGGUUCAGAACCCCCACGAUUGCAGUUAUCACCCUUACCUCCCAAUAUUUAUAAUUAUGCUACUAUG
This is a messenger RNA of Iphiclides podalirius (scarce swallowtail), 999 nucleotides long. The record is from the annotation of a GenBank genome assembly. NCBI's taxonomy places the organism in Eukaryota, Metazoa, Arthropoda, Insecta, Lepidoptera, Papilionidae.